GCGGAAAGGACGUCUAUCCAUCCACCUAACUCUCGACAUCACCCCCCCAUCGCCCAGUUACGCUCAGUCGACAGCAAAACUAACAAACCGCAAAUAUGGGCAAGGUUCACGGAUCCCUCGCCCGUGCCGGCAAGGUCAAGUCUCAGACCCCCAAGGUCGAGAAGCAGGAGAAGAAGAAGGUCCCCAAGGGCCGCGCGAAGAAGAGACUCACGUACACUCGCCGUUUCGUGAACGUCCAGCUCACUGGUGGCAAGCGCAAGAUGAACCCCAACCCCGGUGCCGCUUAAACAGCCUCCCACCAACGCAUCGAUCACGGCUCGAGGAACGUCUUGGUAAUGUCAUGAAGACAAGAGGGUUUCGCGCAUCGACGACGGGAAAAGAGGGCGGGGGCUUGUUGGAAAACGAUUCAACGCACGAAGCAGGUAGAGAGUGUGACUUCGGAACGGAAAUCAACGGUCGCAGGGGAUGAUUCUUUUUUCAACGCUCCGUAGAACGGGGGAGCCAAGGUGCGGAUCAAAAGCGAGGUCACACAUAACGUCGCCGCCGCGCUGGGAGCGUUUGGGUCUCGUGGCAUCCACCACGGGCUUUCGGACCUCUCACAGGCAGCUCCUCCGUCCAGCCUCAGAAGGGUUCGGCGUUGGGUUGUCGGCUUUCGGGCCGCUUUUUUGGGAGAUAGGGAUGAAAUGAUCUUUUCCCAA
This is a messenger RNA of Verticillium alfalfae VaMs.102, 698 nucleotides long. Its product is annotated as 40S ribosomal protein S30. Bases 96 to 287 code for a protein of 63 amino acids. Gene Ontology annotation, molecular function: structural constituent of ribosome. Gene Ontology annotation, cellular component: ribosome; cytosolic small ribosomal subunit. Lineage: Eukaryota; Fungi; Ascomycota; Sordariomycetes; Glomerellales; Plectosphaerellaceae. Gene Ontology annotation, biological process: translation. The record is from RefSeq and is a predicted model, not a curated record. The transcript is spliced from 4 exons.